Oreochromis aureus is the source of this 18536-nucleotide messenger RNA. RefSeq names its product obscurin, cytoskeletal calmodulin and titin-interacting RhoGEF a (gene obscna). NCBI's taxonomy places the organism in Eukaryota, Metazoa, Chordata, Actinopteri, Cichliformes, Cichlidae. The record is from RefSeq and is a predicted model, not a curated record. Gene Ontology annotation, biological process: protein phosphorylation. The transcript is spliced from 77 exons. Bases 1 to 18102 code for a protein of 6033 amino acids. Gene Ontology annotation, molecular function: guanyl-nucleotide exchange factor activity; protein kinase activity; protein binding.
AUGAGGGAUGGGACGCAGCUCAAAUCUAAACCCAACUGUCGCAUCAGCACACACGGGAAGAAACACUCCCUCUUACUGAACAGGGUGGCUUUGGGAGAUGCCGGUUUGUUCUCCUUUCAAGCUAAUGGCAUUCAGACCUCAGGCCGACUCACUGUCAGAGCUAGGGACAUUCACAUCGUGAAGGAGCUGGAAGAUGUCGACACAAUCGAGCGUCAACCUGUAACCUUCGUGUGCGAGGUCAACCAGAUGGAUGUGGAUGGUCGGUGGUACAGAGAUGACUGCCGGAUCCGUCCUGGAGACAGCAUCAGGAUCAGACACCAAGGUAAAACUCAUACUCUGUCCUUCAAGUCAGUCAGACCAGAACAUGCAGGAGAGAUCAGGUUCACGGCAGAGCGGGUCUCAUCCUGUGCAACUCUCACGGUACAAGAGCUUCCAGUCCAAAUAGUGCGUCCUCUGAGAGUAAAAAUUGCCAUGUAUCGCCACCGAGGUCUGCUGGAGUGCCACGUGUCACGGCCUAAUGCUGAGGUCAGGUGGUACAAGAACAGGAAGGAGCUACUUCCCAGCAAGAAGUAUCAUCUAAUCAGCCAAGAUAUCUACAGGCAGCUUGCUAUCAAUGAUGUCUGCUCGUCAGAUGAAGACACCUACACAUGUGAUGCACAGGAUGAUAAAACCUCCUGCCAGCUUCUGGUAGAGGAGCAGGCUAUCACCAUAGUGCGGGGGAUGAAAUCGGUGGAGGUGAUGGAGCCAGAGCCUGCACGAUUCCAGGUAGAGACCAACUUGAAAUCAGGGAGGCCACCAAAGUGGACGCUGAACGGUGAGGUCCUGGAGCCAUGCGCGGCAGUGAACAUUGACAGGGAGGCCACCCUCCACAGCCUGUGCUUCACCUCCACAGAAAGCUCCAUGUCAGGCCCGGUGGUCUUUGUAGCUGGAAAGAGUCGUUCCACCGCUCAGCUUACGGUUAAAGAGCGGCCUCUUCAGGUGGUCCACCACUUGGAUGACGUGGAGGCAAAAGAGAGCAGCUCUGUGACUCUGAGCUGUGAGUUUGCCCCAUCUCCCAGGGUGGUGCGCUGGUUUAAGGGCCGCACAGCUCUGAAAUCCUCUAACAAGUACAGCAUGAAUAGGGAGGGGAAACGAGCAGAGCUGACCAUCCACGGCCUGACGGCGAUGGAUGCGGGACAGUACCGCUGUCUGGCUGGAGGGUCACAGAGCUCGGCACAUGUUAAAGUAGAAGUGCGGAAACUGAAGUUGGUCAAACACCUUGAACCGGUGGAAAUUGAGGAGAAUGGCGUCGCCACUUUCUCAUGCGAACUCAACUACGUGGUGGCCAAUGUGGAAUGGCUCCUCAACAACGUCCGGCUCUAUUCCAACGCCAUCAACAAGAUCCACCACAUGGGCACCAUGCACAGGCUCACAAUCAAAAAGCUUCGGCCACAGGAGAGCAGGGUUACCUUCAAAGCGGGCCUUCUCACUGAGACAACCACCUUAAAGGUCAAAGAAUGCCCAGCAGUGUUCCUGAGGCCUCUGGAGGAUGCAGUUGGAGAGGAGCAAGGGGAGCUUUGUCUUCAGUGUGAAAUUUCCAAAGAGACGGCGAGCCCUGCUUGGAAGAAGGACGGUGUAGUUCUGACAGCUGAUGACAAACACGAGCUGCUCCAGUUUGGGAAGUCCAUGGCUUUGGUCAUCCAUUCACUGAGUAAGGAUGAUGCAGGACAGUACACGUGUGAUCUCGGCACAAGUCAGACCAAAGCUAAAGUCACAGUACAUGACUUACACAUUACAAUCGUCCAGCGUUUGAAGACGACCGCUGUCCUCGAGGGAGACACCUGCACUUUUGAGUGUCUUCUCUCCCAUGAUCUUGACGAUAAACCUUCUUGGACAAUUAACGGCCAGCUCGUGGUUACCAACAGCCGCAUUCAGCUCACCAACAGUGGCCGCAUGUAUACGAUGACAGUUAGAGAUGCGUUACUUACUGACGCUGGAGAUGUGGUCUUCACAAUUAAAGAUCUAACCUGUAGGACCAUGCUUUUUGUUCAAGAGAAGCCAGUGCACAUCUUCAGGGACUUGUUGAACGUCAAGGCCGUGCCUGGUGAGGAUGCAGAGCUGACCUGUGAAAUCACCAAACCUGAAGUCACCAUCCGCUGGCUGAAAAAUGGGCGUCUGAUCAAGGAGAGCCCCAAGUAUGAGAUGAGCGUGGAGAAACAUCUGGCACGAUUGGUGAUCAAAAGCACCACUAUCCGAGACUCUGGAGAGUACUGCUGUGAGGCCGAAGGCGUGGCCUCCCGUGCCAAGCUUGAGAUCAGAGAGUUACAGCACACGUUUGCCAGGGAGCUGAAAGACACUCGAGCAGAAGAAAAAGGAAAGGUGACACUCGAGUGCGAGACGAGGCAGCCAGCCAAACGCGUGACCUGGCUGAAGGGCUUGAUUGAGCUGCGGCCUGGAAGGAAGUAUGUCAUCAGGCAGAAGGGCGUGGUGCUGUCCCUCACCAUCACCUCACUGGAGAAAUCGGACACAGAUAUUUAUAUAUGUGAUGUUGGCACCAUGCAAAGCCGGGCACAGCUGACUGUGCAAGGUCAGAAGGUGGUGAUACUGGAUGAACUGGAAGACGUUGAGUGUCUGGAGGGGGACACAGUCACAUUCAGGUGUCGUAUCUCUCCCAGUGACUACGCUGGGGCCAAGUGGUAUUUGGAUGAGACUUUGCUUUAUACCAACGAGCUCAAUGAGAUCCAGGUGCUUUCAGGAGGCUUCCACACCCUUACGUUUAAACAGCUGGCCCGUAAAGACACUGGCACUAUUUCCUUCGCAGCAGGGGACAAAAGAUCUUACGCCUCGCUGUUGGUCCGAGAAAGGCGUCCCACCAUUUGUAAGUCACUUGAGGACUGUGAGGCCAUCGAAGGAGGUGGCUUGAUUUUGUCCUGUGUGACCUCCAAGCCGUGUCACAUCCUGUGGUACAAAGAUGGCUGUCUCAUGUGGAACUCCUCAAGAUACUUUACCAGUCGUUUGGGGUGCGAAGCUCGGCUGACCAUCCGAGAAGUUUGCCAAACAGAUGCAGGAGUGUACGAGUGCAGUGCUGGCUCUGUUACAACUAGGGCCGCGGUCACUGUCAAAGCCAUCCCAGCAGAGUUCAUCCACCAUUUGAAGCAUGUGGAGGCCAAAGAAGGAGAAGCUGUCACCCUGACCUGUGAGUACUCUCUGCCUGGGGUCCAGGUCCACUGGAAGAAAGGUUUUGAGAGCAUCAGGCCAGGAGACAAGUACGUGAUGAGACAGAGGAAAACGAUCAACUCUCUGACCAUCAAAGCCCUGAAACCCGAGGACGCUGGACAGUAUACAUGCCAGUGCAGAGACCACCACACUACAGCAAGUCUCAAAGUACACGCUGUUCCGAUCACAUUCAUACAACAACUCAAGAAUAUGCAAGCAGAAGAGGGCAGCAGUGUCAUAUUGCGCUGUGAAAUUUCCAAACCUGGAAUACCGGUAGAGUGGAGGAAAGAGGAUGAGGUGCUGAAGAAUAGUGUGAAGUACCAGAUAAGGAAAAGGGAGACCACACUGGAGCUCCUCAUAUGGAAACCUGUGCCCGAGGACGGUGGGGUCUACAGCUGUGUGUGUGCUGAUCAGAUGACAUCUGCCACUGUCAAGAUUACUGCUCUCCCAGUCACCUUCAAGCAGAAGCUGAGGAACGUGUUGAUAGAGGAGGGCAACACUGCCACGUUACGCUGUGAGCUCUCCAAACCUGGUCACACAGUGGAGUGGAGGAAAGGCGGGGAUGAACUGAUAAGAAAUGGAGAGAAAUAUCACAUACGACAGAGAGACAUGCUCAUUGAACUGAGGAUCUUUGACGUGACCCCCGAGGACAGCAACAUCUACACAUGCAUCUGUGGAAACGUGGAGACCACCGCUACUCUGACUGUUAAUGCUCUUCCCAUCGUCUUCAAACAAAAGCUAAAAAAUGUACAAGUCGAGGAAGGACACAACAUCACGCUGUGUUGUGAGAUCUCUAAACCUGGUGUCUCAGUGGAAUGGAGGCUUGGAGGAGAUCUGCUUGAGCACGGAGACAAGUACCAGAUAAAGCAGAGGGACUCGGUCCUGGAGCUGACCAUCAGAGAUGCUGUACCAGAGGACAGCGGUGUCUACACAUGUGUCUGCCGAGAGCAGAGGACAAAGUCUACUGUUAAAGUUAUUGCGAUCCCCGCGACAUUUAAGGUGAGCCUGAAGAGUCAGGUGGCCGAAGAAGGGACCAGCAUGACGUUACAGUGUGAGCUGUCAAAGAAGGGAGUCCCGAUUCAGUGGCAGAAGCAGGGUCAGCUGCUCUCUGAGGAGGGAUCUCGGGGAAAGUAUCGCAUAGAGCUCGAAGGAAAGACGGCUAAACUGACCGUUUUAAACAUCCAACCAGAAGACGCAGGAAAAUACAGCUGCAUCACAGGAGAUGAGAAAACCACCGCUGAAGUCAAAGUGAAACCACUUCCUGUGACAUUUAAACGGGAGAUCCGGAACCUGGUGGUAAAGGAAGGCGACAGCGGCGUUUUCUGCUGUGAGCUCUCCAAACCUGGAGCUGCAAUCAGCUGGAGGAAAGGCAGAGUCAUUCUGAAACCUGGAGAGAAAUACGAGAUGAAACAGGACGGAUGCGUCACCAGGCUGAUCAUCAACAACGUGGAGGACAGCGAUGCCGGCAAAUACACCUGCAAGACUAAAGACAGCCAAUCCACUGCUGAGCUCACAGUCGUAGAGUCACCGCCUAGUUUCAAGAUACUGCUAGCCAAUCAGGAGGUGACGGAGGGCAGCAGCGUGGUUCUACGCUGUGAGCUCACCAAACCUGCGUCCGCGGUGGAGUGGAGGAGAGGAGGAGAGCUGCUGAAGAAUGGAGACAAGUACCAGAUGAGGAAAAAAGACCUGCAGGUGGAGAUGAAGAUCGCAGACCUCUGUGUGGAGGACAGUGGAGAUUAUACUUGUAUAUGUGGAGAACAGAGGACAACAGCUGAGAUCAGAGUGAAUGAGCGGCCUAUCAAAUUUCUUCAAGACUUGAAGAAUAUUCAGGUGCAGGAGGGCGGUGUUGUUACACUGUGCUGUGAGCUGUCCCAGCCUGGGGUCCCCGUGCAGUGGACAAAGGGAGACACUGUCCUUUCCAAUGGAGACAAAUACCAGAUCAAGCAGAGCGGCUGCAUCCACGAGCUCCACAUCAGGAAAAGCCUCCCUGAGGACAGCGGGACCUACAGCUGCAUUUGUGAUGAGAUAAAAUCCAUGGCAACAACAAUCGUUACUGCAAUACCAGUGACCUUUAAGCAGAAACUGAAGAACCAGGAAGCUGUGGAGGAGGGCUGCGUGACCUUACGCUGUGAGCUUUCAAAAGCCGGAGUCCCCGUGGAGUGGAGGAAAGAGGCUCACCUGGUGAAAGAGGGAGAAAAAAUUCAAAUAAAGCAAGAAGGCCGAGUGGUGGAGAUGUUAAUCAGAAAUGUAACUCUGGCAGACUCUGGCGAGUACAGCUGUUCUGUUGGGACCGUUGUGACAUCAGCUGACAUCAAAGUAAGAGCACUUCCUGUUACAUUUACAAAGGAGGUUGAGAAUUUGGAGGUGAGGGAGGGGGACGGUGGAGUUUUCUGCUGUGAGCUCUCCAAACCUGGAGCUCCGGUGGACUGGAGAAAAGGCAGAGUGAUCCUGAAGCCUGGAUACAAAUAUGAGAUGAAACAGGAGGGACGCGUCACCAAGCUGAUCAUCAACAACGUGGAGGAGAGCGAUGCUGGCAAAUACACCUGCAAGACUAAAGACAGCCAAUCCACUGCUGAGCUCACAGUUAAAGCGCCGCCAGUCACAUUCAAAACUAAGCUAAAGAACCAGCAGGUGGAGGAGGAGAACAGCGUGACCCUGAGCUGCGAGCUGUCCAAGCCUGGCCUUGCUGUGGAGUGGCGGAAAGGAGAAGAGCUGCUGAGGAAUAAUUUCAAGUACCAGAUUAAAAACCGAAACAACGUCAUGGAGCUGACGGUCAAAAAUGCACAACUGGAGGACAGUGGCCUCUACAGCUGUUUCCAUGGAGAUGUCAAGACUACAGCCAAUGUCACAAUCACACCUAUACCGCUUACGUUCAGAAUGGGUCUGAAGAACCAGGAGGCCCCUGAAGGAGGCAACGUGUCCCUGCGCUGUGAACUAUCCAGGGCCGGGGUGCCCGUACAGUGGUGGAAGGGGGAGGACCAGCUUUAUCAUGGAGGAAGAUAUCAGAUGAUACUGAAGGGGAGGAUAGCUGAGAUGACCAUCAGGAACAUCCAGCCAGAGGAUGUCGGCGAGUACAGCUGCGCCUUCGGGGAGCAGAAGACGACAGCUGAAGUCAACGUGAGAGCGGCAGCAUCUGUGUUCUUUGAAAAGGAACUUGAGAGCCAAACUGUGAUGGAGGGGAAGUCUGUGCUGUUCUCCUGUGAAGUCUCCAGUCCUAACGUGCCCGUAACGUGGAAGAAGGGCAACACUGUGGUGGAAGAAGGAGGACGUUAUAUCGUAACAAAGAAAGGCCCCAGUCACACUCUGGAGAUCAAGAAAUUGCAUCUGGAGGAUGCUGGGGAGUUCUGCUGUAUCACCAGGGGCAAGAAGACCACUGCCAAGUUGAUUGUCAGGGAGCGCGUUCGGAUCGUUACAGAGCUUCAAGACAAAGCGGUGACAGCGGGAGAGGACGCGGUGUUUGUGUGCGAGCUGAGCCACGCAGACGUGAGCGAGGGCGUCUGGUGGCUUGGGAACAGCCCUCUGCAGAAGAACGAGAUGAAUCAGAUGACGUGUCACGGCCGACAGCACCGACUGGUGCUCACCAUGACAACGCCUGAGGAGACGGGCACGGUUGCUUUUGUGGUCGGGGAGGAGAGGACCUCUGCACGCCUGCUGGUUGUUCCGAAGCCUAAAGUUUUAUUGGAGGAGAAGCCCAAAGACACGGUGGUCAUGGAGGGCGAGACGGCUACUUUGAGUUGCACCACCUCUGACCUCACCACCUUGGUUACCUGGAAACGCAACCACAUUCCUCUUCGAAAUGGUGAUAAAUACGAGAUGCGCAAGGAGGGAAAAGUCAACCUGCUGCUCAUCCGUGAUGUCGACCCCCUGGAUACUGGUGUAUACUCCUGUGAUACAGGAGACAUGCAGAGCACUGCCAAACUUACCGUCACUGAGCUUCCUCCGUUCUUCCAGGAGGAGCUUCAGAGUGUGGAAGCUGAAGAAGGAGCUUCGGCCACCCUGUACUGCGAGUUGUCCAAACUUGGAGUACCAGUUCAGUGGAAGAAAAACAGCUUGCCCCUAAGAGCGAGCAGGAAGUAUGAGAUGCGACAGGACGGUUGCUUCCUCCAGCUUCACAUCAAGGAGCUCAAACUUGAAGACAGUGGCAGCUACUCGUGCCAAGCAGGGGGUGCAGAGACCAGUGCAACUGUGUCUGUGAAAGAACUUCCUCCAUUCUUCAAGAAAGAAUUAAGAAGUGUGGAGGCUGACGAGGGAGGUACAGCCUCCUUGUACUGCGAGUUGUCCAGACCUGGAGUGUCAGUGCAGUGGAAGAAGAACAGACUACCUCUGAGAGCCAGCAGGAAGUAUGAGAUCAGGCAAGAGGGCUGCAUCUUACAGCUUCACAUCAAAGAGCUCAAGCCUGAAGACAGUGGCAGCUACACAUGCCAAGCAGGAAGUGCAGAAACCAGCACAAAUGUGUCAGUGAAAGAGCUUGCACCAUUUUUCCAAAAAGAGCUGCAGAAUAUGAAGGCAGAGGAGGGAAGUACGGCAUCACUGUGCUGUGAGCUGUCUAAGCCUGGGGUGUCAGUGCAGUGGAAGAAGAACAAGCUGCCUCUGAGAGCCAGCAGGAAGUAUGAGAUGAAGCAGGACGGCUGCUUAGUCCAGCUUCAUAUCAAAGAGCUCAAACCCGAGGACAGCGGCAGCUACACGUGUCAAGCAGGGAGCACAGAGACCACUGCAGCUGUAACAGUGAGAGAGCUUCCACUUGUUUUCAGAGAAGAAUUACAAAGUAUAGCUGCAGAGGAAGGAGGUACAGCCUUAUUGUCCUGUGAGCUGUCCAAGCCUGGCAUAUCAGGGGAGUGGAGGAGGAACAAGCUGCCUCUGAGAGCCAGCAGGAAGUAUGAGAUGAAGCAGGACGGCUGCCUCCUCCAGCUUCAUGUCAAAGAGCUCAAACCCGAGGACAGCGGCAGCUACACGUGUCGAGCAGGGACGGCUGAAACUACUGCAAAAGUGUCCGUGACAGAGCGCCCACCUGUUUUCAAACAAGAUUUGAAAGAUGUGGCUGCUGAGGAAGGAGGCACAGCCUUCCUGUGCUGUGAAGUGUCUAAACCUGGAUUAUCAGUGCAGUGGAAGAAGAACAAGCUGCCACUGAGAGCAAACAGGAAGUAUGAGAUGAAGCAGGACGGCUGCCUCCUCCAGCUUCAUAUCAAAGAGCUCAAACCCGAGGACAGCGGCAGCUACUCGUGUCGAGCAGGAGCUGCAGAGACAGCUGCAACUCUGACAGUGCAAGAGCUGCCUCCUUUCUUCAAGAGAGAAUUACAAAAUAUAGAAGGCGAGGAGGAAAGCACAGCAGCCCUGCACUGUGAAGUGUCUAAACCUGGGGUGUCAGUGCAGUGGAAGAAAAACAAAACACCAUUAAGAGCCAACAGGAAGUAUGAGAUGAAGCAGGACGGCUGCCUCCUCCAGCUCCACAUCAAAGAUCUCAAACCCGAGGACAGCGGCAGCUACACCUGUAAAGCUGGAGGUGCAGAAACCAGUGGGACUGUGACAGUAAAGGAGCUCCCUCCAUUCUUCAAGCGAGGUUUACAGAGCAUGGAAGUUGAAGAAGGAUGCACGGCUUCCCUUUCCUGUGAACUGUCUAAACCUGGAGUUAUGGUGCAGUGGAAGAAGAACGGGCUGCUGGUGAGACCGAAUGCAAAGUAUGAAAUGAAGCAGGAGGGCUGCUUCAUCCAGCUGCUGAUUAAGGAGCUCACAGUGGAAGACAGCGGCAGCUACACGUGCCAAGCAGGCAAAGCAGAGACCAGCGCAGCUGUAACAGUGAAAGAGCUCACUCUAUUCUUCAAUAAAGAAUUAGAAAGUAUAGCGGCUGAAGCAGGAGGUGCAGCUUCCCUGUAUUGUGAGCUGUCUAAGCCCAGCGUAUCAAUACAGUGGAAAAAGAACAAGCUCCCACUGAGGGCCAGCAGGAAGUAUGAGAUGAAGCAAGAUGGCUGCUUCCUGCAGCUGAUCAUCAGUGGGCUCAAACCUGAAGACAGUGGUAACUACUCUUGUCAGGCAGGAAGCAUAGAGACCACUGCAAUGGUGCAAGUAAAAGGACUACAACCGACUCCAGCAGAGGCAGAACCUCCAACAAUCAUGCCGCAGGUAAAAGAAACCGUUUCCAAAACAACUCCUACUCAGGAGACGCAGAGACCGGGAGUCUCAGAGGGUAAAGCAGCUCCUCCUGAGCCUAAAAAGAGGGCAAGAAAAGCAUCAAUUGCAAAUUCAGAAAAAGACACAGAGCUUGUUUUUGACCUCGGACCGUCUGCGCUGAAGGAUGAUGAUAAAGUCCAAAAGGACAUUCAGUCUGCAAGAGCCGUAGAAAAAGGCACUGAUGGUGCACAGAACGCAGCACAUGAACAGAUUAAUAAAGUGAAGGACAGGGAAGUGAACAAGAAAGCUGAUAAACCUGUGAGACUACUGGAGACUAUAGACUAUAGGGUUGACGGGAAGGUUGGGGAGCCAGCUAAGCAUUUGGAAAAAGAAACUGAUGCUUUACCGGAGAUGAAACAAACAAGAAGACAUACUGAAGAAUUAGCUCCAGCUGACCACGAAGAAACUCAAUCAGACAGGGCUUUGGAUAAAACAUGUUUUGAACAAAGGAAACAAAAAGAAAAGAAACGUGGAACUGAAAAGAGCUCAGAACAACUAGAAAUACCUUUGGCAAAAAGUGAAGUUGAUGAGAAGAGGAAACAUCCAGCUGCAGAAGUAGGAAUGAUUAGCCAGGAUGAAAAGUCUCCUGUGAAACCACUAGAAGGGUUGAUUAGCAAAGAAUCAAUGAAAGAUCAAAAUAUGAAAUCUUUAGAAAAUGAAGGUGAACUAGACAAGACAGAAGGAGAGCCUUUGAAACCACCAACAAGAUCUAAAGGAAAACUGACAGAUGGAAAGCAACCAAUCAAGUAUUUACUGAAGGAUAGUGAGGAGAUCCUUCCUACAAUGCUAAAGACUACACAGAUCGAUUCUGAAGAAGACGGCAAACAGAGAGAUCGUCUGAAUAAACAAGUGUCCAAAGAGUCAGAGAGAGGAACAAAGCCAGAACAAGUGUUUGACAAAGAGCCAACUGAACAACCAGAACGGCCGGUAGAAAACGAAGCUCCGUUUACUCAUCCAAAGCCUCCGGUGAGGACAAAAAGCAAAGUCAAAGGUGUAGAAAAACAAGUAUCACGGGACACUGAGACGGAUCGAGAGGAACAAGAACCAACAUCAGGAGUGGUAAAAGUUCAAGACCAACCAAUAAAACAACUUCUAAAGCCAUUAAUAAAACAGGCCAAAGAGAAACCAGCAUUUGAGAGGAACCAGCCAGUUACAGCAACUGAGAAAACAGAGCAGCCUGCCAAACCUCCAUUAAAACAGCCAGUUAAACCCAUGAGAAAAGAACCGAAAAUGGACCAGGACGUGAGCCUAGCAGUGGAGCCAACGAGAAGGGAGGAAGAACAACAAACAAAGGUGGCAGAAGACAUUCCUCUCCUUUAUAUUUCUGAAGAUGAAACUUUCUCAGAGGCUUUGACUGAGAUACCAGCUGAGAUUCUACUCCAGACGACAGAACCAUUGAAGGAGUCUCCGCCGGAGAUCGAGAUCAGCACCGAGGAUGAGCCACAAAUGCAAGAGGCUGCAGUCAAGAUCCAGGCUGCUUUCAAAGGCUUCAAGACACGCAAAGAUAUGCGACCAGUUUUUAAAGAGGUUUUUAAGAACCGGACAGCAGCUCUUCACGGUAUGCUCACUCUAAUGUGUGUUGUUGAGGGAAAGCCGAGCGCAGUACGGUGGCUCAGAAAUGGCCAACAAAUUUCCAACGACCAGAGAUGCAGGAUUACGACUACAGAUGAUGGAGAAUGCACACUUGUGAUCAAGAACCUGUUAAACAGCGACAGUGGAAUUUAUACCUGUGAGGUGGUCAAUAAGUUUGGUGUGACCUCCUACAAUGGAAACAUAACGGUGGUGCAAACUCCACAGCCUGCCCCUGUGGCACAGAGGCCCGUACACCCACCUCUUGCAGCCAUUACUCCUUUGCAGCUCGCCCCAACAAAGCCCGAAGCCCCGCCCAAAGACCAGAAUGAGAAUCUGCCACAGAGUCAAGCGCAGGUGCCCACGUCAGCAGAGAACUAUGCAGAAAGCAUGAACGUGUCUCUGUGGGAGGCCUACACCCUGACAGAGCAUGCUCCUCAGCAGACCCUACAAGAGAGGAGACGGUCCUCUGUCAUGGCUGCCAGCUCCAUGUCGAGUCCCUCUGAUUAUGACACAGCUCCCGAUAUGAUGGAACCUGUUGAGAUUUCCACAAUCACACCGAGGGAAGAACCAAAACCAACAGAACAAGCAGCUCCGAAGGACGAUAACGAGGAGAUAACCCAACCUCCCACGAUGCUAUUAAAGAUCAAAGGGGCCCAUGAUGGUAAAAUGAGGACACCAUCUCCAAAACACCGUGCCCACACGCCCUUGGACAGCACCGUCUCUGGAUCUGAGUCUGAAGGAGAAGAGGACAGAAGAGAGACGUUUGAAAUAUAUGUGGCUCGAGCUCACUGUUGCCCUAACAGUGGCAGUAAGGAGAGUUUUAUUCUGAAGGAGGGCCAGUUUGUAGAGGUCCUGGACUCUGUUCAUCCUGACAGAUGGCUGGUGAGGACCAAACCCACCAAAACCAACCCUGGUCGGCAGGGAUGGCUGUGUCCAGCAUACUUGGAGAAGAAGAGAAAGGAGACCUUCCCCCAACUGAGAGCACGUCAAGAGGAUCUUGAUGGAAUUGGAUGUACAGGAGAAGAGUACAGGAGAGGCCUGAGUCAGUUGAUCCAAGGCCUGAUUGAUGGAGAAGAGGAGUUUGUGAGAGAGAUGAAGAUGUUUAUAUCUCAGCAGCUAAAUUUUCUGGACUCCAGCUACCACGUCCCCGUUAACGUCCUCAACCAGAAAGAGAUCAUUUUCAGGAACAUCAAAGACAUCGUGUUGUUACAUGAGAGGUGUGUCCUUCCUGGGUUGAGGGAGUGUGCCACAGAUGAUGAUGUGGCCAUGCAUCUGAUCAAACACAGAGAAGACUUUGAGAAGUAUAUUCACUACAUGGUGGGACAAGCUCAAGCAGAGGCCUGCAUCGCUGACAAGACUGUCCAACAGUUUUUCAAGGAGUUAACAGAAGCUGGUAAGCUGGACGGUGCUGUUAUGGAUGUCCUUACAUUCCUCCAGCAACCAGUGGAAAGAAUUCAAACUUACAAAGCUUUACUAAAGGAGUUAAUCAAGAAUAAAGCUAAGAGUGGCCAGAGCUGCUAUCUGCUGGAGGAUGCUUUCUCUUUGGUGUCCUGCCUUCCCUGGAGGUCAGACAACCUGCACAAGGUGUCUCUGAUUGAGAACUACCCGGCUCCUCUUAUUGCCCUGGGUGAGCCCGUGCGUCAGGGAUCCUUCACAGUGUUGGAGGAGACUCCAGAAAUUAAGACCCCCUCUAGAGGGCAUCAGAGACAAGUCUUUCUCUUCAAGGAAUGCAUUGUACUGUGUAAACUGAAAAAAGACACCAGCAUGAACCGAGACACCUACAGCUUUAAGAACAAAAUGAAGCUGAAUGAUGUGGAAAUAAAGGAGACUGUGGGUGGAGAUGAAAGGUCUUGGGGCUUGUGGCACGAACACAGAGGCUCCAUAAGGAGGUACACGCUGCAGGGCAGCUCCACGCUGGUCAAACUGUCCUGGCUUAAAGACCUGAAGGAGCUACAGCAACGUUCCAGCCUGCCUACUAACAGUCCCCCAGUGUUUGAGUUACUGUUGUCUGACUGCACGUCAAAGAUGGGACAAACAAUCAAGCUGACCUGCAAAGUGUCAGGAUCUCCAAAACCAGAGAUCAGCUGGCUCAAAGAUGGCCUUCCUUUGGAGGACGACCCACGUCACAUCAUCACAGCAGACCGGUCGGGCUGUUGUAGUCUCAUCGUGGACAGCCUCACUGCGGAGGACUCUGGAGAGUACGCGUGCUACGCUACCAGCUUCAUGGGCAGUGCUGGCACUCUGGCUAAGGUGGUGGUGCAGACUCCACCCAGAUUCGUGAGUCGACUGGAAAGUGCUUGUCUCAUUGAAGGAGAGGACAUCCAGUUCUCCUGCUCCACAUUCACCACUCCUUUACCCAGAAUUAGGUGGUUGAAGGAUGGCAAAGAGUUGACUGAGCAGCAGAAAUACUUGAUUAUGAAUGAUGCACGGAGCGGGAUCCUGUCUCUGACCGUCGUCGGGGCAACUGAAGCAGAUAUUGGGCAGUACGAGUGUGAGCUUUGGAAUGAACUUGGUGGCGUCAAGUGCAAGGCAGGUUUAUGCCCCGCCUAUGUCCCCCCGACUGACCGUGAGAAUGACCAAUCACAGGACUUACCUCCUAAAGAUCCUGACUCAGAGGGCUGGUCUGCUGCAUUUGUGAAGAAAUGGUUACAGGCUGAUUUCAACCCAACUUCUAAAGCCAAGAUGCUUUUUCCUCCCGAAAGUCCUGAACACGCUGAGGGUGGUGCUGAAGUGACUCUUUAUGCCCCCACGUCAGCCGAUCAAGCACCACAGCAGCCCAUGAGUUACCAUGAGGAAGAAGAGGAGAUCUACAUCUCAGAGCAAAUACAGGAAAUUGCAGAUGCUCCUCCCUCUAUUCAGAUACCCAUCGAGGACCUGUUUGUAGAGCCGGGUCACCCAUCGACAUUUAUAGCCAUCAUCACAGGAAGACCAGCACCUAAGAUAAAGUGGUACAAGGACGAAGAGGAGCUUGCAGCCAAUGAGAAUGUGAAGAUGGGACAACAUGGUGCCCGCUGCUCAUUAACCAUAGUGUGCACCGAGGGUGAGGACAGUGGGAUGUACACCUGCUUCGCUCACAACGACUCUGGUUAUGCAUCGUGUCAGGCUGAGCUGACAGUAGAAGAAGGACCCCUGGAGUUUCAGGAGAGAGAGGUGGAGCUGGGAAAAAGAAGGAAGCUGUUCUCUGUCUAUGACGUCCACGAUGAAAUUGGAAGGGGAACGUUCGGAGUAGUGAAGCGCAUCGUCCACAGAAGGACCGGUGAAGUCUUUGCGGCCAAGUUUCUGCCUCUGCGGAGCAGCACCCGGACCAGGGCCUUCCAGGAGAGGGACCUGCUGUCCCGGCUCGCUCACCCCAGAGUGGCUUGUCUGCUGGACUUCUUUUGCACCAGACGCACCUUGGUGCUGAUUACAGAAAUCUGCUGUUCUCACGGGCUUCUGGAUCAUUUAUUCCUGAAAGGAUCAGUCUCAGAAAAAGAGAUUCAGUCAUUCAUACAGCAAAUUCUGGAGGGAGUUGGUCACAUUCAUAGCAUGAACAUCUUGCAUCUGGACAUUAAACCUGAUAAUAUCCUCAUGGUGUAUCCCCCAAGAGACGAGAUCAAAAUCUGUGACUUUGGCUUCUGCCAGGAAAUAGACACAUCCAGGCACCAGUACAGCAUGUUUGGCACGCCUGAAUUUGUUGCCCCAGAAAUUGUUCACCAAGAACCAGUAACUGUGGCCACUGAUAUUUGGGCCGUGGGGGUUGUUGCGUUUCUCUGUCUGGUGUGUCGAUGCCCUUUUGUUGGCGAGACUGACCGCGCCACACUGCUGACGGUGGGGGAGGGGACUCUGAACUGGGCAGCCCCUGAUAUCAUGUACAGGAGCCCAGAAGCCAAGAACUUUCUCCACAUGCUCCUUCAGCCUGACCCAGAGAAGCGACCGUCUGCCUUUGAGUGCUUGGGCCAUGACUGGAUCCAGGAUGAACAUGCAGGAGAAGACACGGAUGAAAUCAAUACAAGGAGUCUGAAAGCCUUUAUUUCAAAAAGAAAAUGGCAGCGUUCUCUGACAUGCAUUGGGUCAGUGCUCACGCUGAGGCCCAUUCCUGAGCUACUAGAUGCUCCUCUCAGGGAGACGGCAGUGACGGUGCCCCGUGAGCCCCAAGAACACAGCAGUACCUCCCCGAGCAGUGGCUCUUCGUCGGAGUAUGACGAGGCUGACUCCUGGGACUUUUUCCAGCACUGCAGCCAGACUGAAGAGGAAGAGGAAACAGAGGAAGACUAUGAUCCUUUAAUGGAGAGAGCACAGAUCCCAGAUCCUUUUCCCAGCUUCCACCGGGAUGGAGAAGAGGAAGGGGAUUUGACACUAGGCGAGGAAGAGGAUGGGGAGAUAGUAGGAAGGAGGACUGUAUUAGAGCGGAGUAUAAGCAGGCAAUCGGUCGCAUCAUCAGAAGUAUCGUGUCAAAGGACACCUCAGAGGGAACGUCGGUUCAGCAAGGACAGCAGCCCAUCGCUCUACCUGUCGGAUGGGGAUGAGGGUUCAGGGAGUGACGGAGGUCGUAUUCCUCGGGGUAGCGUCAUCCGAAGCACUUUUUAUAGCAACUCUCAUCAGCUUUCGCCGUUGUCUGCCAGACACAUGACAUUAAGGGACAAAUUUCAAGCUAAGAAGCAGGAGAGGGGCCGCAAGCCACUCAGGAGGAGCUUCUCAGGACGCCUCAACGAGCCUCUUAUUGAAUAUGUGGAGGAUGAGACAGAGACCAGCCGUGGCCAGAGACGAGCAUCCAUCCAGACCGCAAUGCAGAAGUCCUGCUCGUUUGACAGCGGGGUGGGUUUCGCCCAUGCUAACGCACCACCUCACAGAAGGAGUAGGUCUCUUGAUGAGUAUUCACGUCGGUCUCCCACCUCACCCAAACGUGCGAACGCCGGUGAAGAAGAAGGGUCACAAAGUCUAAAGGAAGAUUUUACAGACGAUGAAGUGGCCGGGACAAACUUGCUGGCAAUCCCAAAUUCUCAGCGAGCCACGAGAAGAGGCUCUGUCACUCCUGUACAGGUGAUUCAGACUUUUAGAGGAUCCUCUGUUCCUUCGAGGUUAGACCAAGUACAGACAGAGGGAGAUAACUUUGCUGGCUCCCAGGGGUCUCUGGCUGAGUCUUUUAUUUUGGAGCAUGGUGGAUCUGAGUCUUCAAGUAGACUUGGCUCCAAUGAAGAACUGAGUCACGGUCGUCUCAGAGGGAGAUACAGAUCAGGAGACGGCGAUGGAUAUGAUGAUCAGGGUGAGCGCCUCAUUGCACCAUCGCCUCGCUCUUUCCAAGAAGUAAAACCUCGAAGCUCGUUUCCCCGGGCACCACCACGUAAUCGCACACGCUCCAAUCCCAACCUGUCCACAAACAGCAGAGGUCAGCUGGGGACGCCGCUAAUGCCAAGCCCCAGUCCCAGCCUCUCUUCUCUACAGGCUCCAGAGAGGCCUCCCAGAGCCCGGGACAAGAAAGAGGGUCACAGCCUCCAGAGGCACGCAUCUGCUCCAGCCCUUGAAGCUCGACCACCUACAGGAAGGUCACCAAAACUGGGACUGCUGAACAUCUUCCGCAGGCAAUCCUGGACUGGCCAUUCCUACUCCCAUCUGGAGGACACAGAGUUAGGACCAACUCUGGGCGAGAUCAUGAAGCCUGAUACACCCACCAUGUCUCUAAGGAAGAGAAUGAGAGCGUCAGCCUCAAGUCUGACCAAACUGUUUUCCAGAUCCUCCAGUAAAGAGGACGUGAGUAAAGGAGGGCCAAUAGUGAAAGGAUCAGCUCCCACUCCACCUGAAAGGAAGCGCAGCAGCAGCCUCGAGAGUCCCAAAAAGAGGAGCUCAAAGCUCUUACCAUCCUUCAAAAUACCUGCGUUUAAAAAGAAAGACCUGCCAGUUCGCCCCAGCAAGGCUGAGGUGCUACAGUUGGAUGGAGGCGGAGUCCUCCUGGCGUGGAGGCCGGUUCACUCAAGUGAUCCCGUCACUUACUGCGUGCAGUACUGUACCGACGGGGGGGAGUGGACAGUCCUGUCAGAGGACGUGACAGACAGCUGCUAUGUGGCAAAGGACUUACCGAGAGGAGCUUCUUACGUGUUCAGGGUGGGUUGUGUCACAAAGAUGGGAGCAGGACCGUUCAGUGACGCUUCAGCUCCCGUUGUUAUGGCGACUCAUCCUGAAGAGAUCCACAUUCCUCUCAUUCAGACUGAGUCACUGGGGUCAAAGGUCAUUGGAUCAGAACAAGCAGCACACAAGAACUACAACUUCCUGCCUGAGAUCAACAGGGGUCGUUUCAGCGUGGUAGCCCUGUGCAGGAACGCUGAGACCAGCCAGGUGUUUGCGGCCAAGAUCACCCCUUACCAAGCAGAGCAGAGGCAGCUGGUGUUGAGGGAGUACCAGCUGCUGAGGAGGCUUCACCACCCCCACCUGGUUCAGCUGCACUGUGCUUUCAUCACCUCCUGCUACCUCGUGUUAGUAGAAGAGCUUUGUCCCGGCAAGGAGCUCCUCUACAGCCUGGCUGCGAGAGAUCUGUACGCAGAGACUCAAGUGGCCGAGGUGCUGGUUCAGAUCCUGAGUGCGGUCGACUAUCUCCACAGCCGUCGAGUCAUCCACCUGGACCUGAAGUCUGACAACAUGCUGGUGGACGACUGUAACCACCUGAAGAUUGUUGACUUUGGCUCGGCUCAGUCCUUCACACCCGGACAGCCUUUAAACAUCGAGCACAUCCAGGGCUUUUCUGACAGCAGAGACUCCUGCAGCAAAGUGUAUAUUAUCCUUCCUAAAGCUCCGGAAAUCCUCGAAGGUCAGGGUGUUGGGCCAGAGACCGACAUCUGGGCUGUUGGAGUUUUGUCGUUCAUUAUGCUGAGUGCUGACAGCCCGUUUCAUGCAGAGCACAGCUGGGAUCAAGACAGAAACAUCAGGAAAGGGAAGAUCCAGUUUGGACGCUGUUACCCGGGUCUGUCUGAGGGAGCCCUGAACUUCAUGAAGAGCAGCCUGAACAACAAAUCCUGGGGGAGACCCACUGCGGCCGAGUGUCUCCAGAAUCCGUGGCUCCGUGCCCAUCGCGCCCCACACAAAGCCCGACACUCCAAAGUCUGCUUCUCCACCGACAAACUUAAAGCUUACCUCAAGCAGAAAGAGGAGAAACGAGAUCAGGUGCGCACCAAGCUUCAGGGUCCCUUCUUCUUCCAGUGAGGCGACGAUGCCAAAGUUACCAUCAUCAUUCUUAAAGAAGAAAAAAACCUGCAGCCGUAACGACGUGUCAGUGCAGCGGUUUGUGCUUCAAGUGUUGCUCUUUGUCUGCCAACCUGGAGCCGGGUUUGAUUUAUAAAAACGUUUGAUUUUUAAAAUUUGAUGCGUCUUAAUGAGUUGCUUCUGUGUUUGAUUGCGUAUGAUAGUCUGGUGAUUUAUUUAGUGCGUAUCAGGGAUAACAUGUGAUCACAUAAGGUGUGCACGGCGCUGCUGCAUGAGCUGUAAAGUUUAACUAAAUGUUGUUUUGCUCCUCUGGCAGACGGAUGGACAUGCUUGGCUUUGCAGUUCUGUCUCCGUAAAACUUUAACGCAGUAUUUUAUGUGAAACUUUACACGAGUUAGUCGAUUGAAUCAUUAUUAAACAACUCAAAGUGCUCA